Lactuca sativa (garden lettuce) is the source of this 606-nucleotide messenger RNA. RefSeq lists its product as uncharacterized. Gene Ontology annotation, molecular function: protein dimerization activity. Lineage: Eukaryota; Viridiplantae; Streptophyta; Magnoliopsida; Asterales; Asteraceae. The record is from RefSeq and is a predicted model, not a curated record.
AUGGAGGCAGUGCAAUCUUUUAGAAACACAGGGUUUGCUAGCAUUUUGCCAAAAGUAUCAUCUUUUUGUCAAAUACACAAAAUUGAUACUUUAGAUUUGGAAGAGUUGUAUAUUGGUGUGAGAAACCGUAAGACUACAAAGACUAAUAUGUUUCAUUUUGAGGUUGAAAUCUUCAACACAGUAGUAGAUAUGCAACUUACAGAAUAUCGGGAUCGAUUUAGUGAAACAAGCACGCAGUUACUAAAAUACAUGGGUGCUUUGAACCCUUGUGAUUCAUUUGCACAAUUUGACAAAUCAAAGUUGUUGAAGUUGGGUAAGUUAUACAAGUAUGACUUUGAUGAUUCGAAUAUGAUAGACCUUGAAGGACAACUUGAGAUAUUUUAUCACUCUUGCAUCAAAGAUGAUCGCUUCAUUAGUUUGAAAGGAAUUUCCAACCUUUCUCGUUUGAUGGUUAGUACGGGGAAGCAUCGGUCUUAUCCUUUGGUUUAUAAGCUUUUAAAGUUGGCUUUCAUAUUACCCGUAGCGACCGCAAGUGUAGAAAGAUAUUUUUCAAAGAUGAAGCUCUUGAAGACCGACUUGCUAACAAAAUUGGUGAUGACUUUUUGA